UCUGUCAUUUAAGAUGAGAACAGAGUGAAAGCUUAGUAGCUUAUAUUUCUUUGAAAAAGGGUGGAGCUGAUGAAAUAGUAGUUGCUGCAUCCAUGAGGUUAAGUUAUGAUGAUGAGAGCAGAGAACAAAUCCACACAGGAUUACCAAAAUCAGGAGUGGGUUAAGGAGAGUAUCACCUUUCCUAAUCAAUGUAGCCAGUUGGGACGGCCUCUUCCUGCAUGCUUUAUCCACACUGGAGAGCUCUUGUUAUAUGGGUACGGACGCCUGCAUUUUUAUGGCAUGAAAGUUGAAAGUUAUAAGUAAAUUCUUUAUCAGAAUCGAUAUUGACUAGUUAUGAUGAAAGCGUGGUACCAUUGAGAUAGAAUCAGAAUAAAGGCAAGUGAAUAUUUUACCCGAUAAGUGUUUAUUUGCUAUUCAUUAUGAGAUUUUAGUCCCCUUCCACUUUUUUUUUUUGAAAUACCCUUACACUGGUUAUUAAGCUUCGUAGUUUUGGUGGUUUUACUGUGCGAAUGGUAUUGGAAAUUAAAGCUUGUUUCACUGGCGUAAGAUAGCUAUUGUAUUAUUGACUGAUUUGUCUCUGUAUAACUUAGAAACAAUAAUACUAAUGGAUUACCCAUUUCUGUACUUGGAGCUGAGAUUGAUCGGAUGUACAUUUCCGCCUGAGUCGUGAAACAGUUUGCAUAAUGAGAUGUUUUUAAGAAUAUUUGAUUGGACGAAGAAGCUAUGAAGCCUUCUGAAACUUCUGGAGCUGUUCUUGAACCAUUGCAAGGGAUAAUUGUCACUUGAGAAACAGUAUGUGUGUGGAUAUUAUGGUUAAAUAAGCCCUUAACUUUUUAGCAAUAUUUGUACCUUUUCAAAAUUAUGUUCCUUGGAUUAAUGGACUGUUUGAAUUUCAGUAUCUUUUCUGUUAUUUAAGUUGAGAAACUUCAGUAUAUGUCUCUGAAUGGUGAUAUUAUGCGCUUCAUUCAUGAGAAUGGACUAAUGGUGCGAGCAUAUUGUUAUUUUAUAUGCAUGGUGUUUGGUAAAUGGUAGAAUUCUCGACUCUGUUUCUAUUGUAGGUUCCAACUUCUGCUAAGAAUAAUUUUUUUGUUAUUUAUGGAUUUGACAUUCUAUGAUUAUUUUCUUAGACAGCAAACGAAUCCACGUCAAUUGAAAAUGGAAUUUGUUCUUAAAACUAGCUCGGAUGAUAUUGGUUCUUGAAGAUGUCAAACAGGCAAUAUUAAAUUGCACGAUGAACAUCUUAAACUCCUUAUAAAAAAAGAGAAUAGAAAAUAGAAAUGAGGCUUGCCCUCAAAAGUCUGCCAUGACGUCUGAGGUGAUGCACAUACAUAUUGACUAAAGUGUAGUCUGACCAAAAUAGAAUUCCCAAAUGUUGCUGGAAGCUGUCUGCUUUUCCAACAAUACUGUAAGCAGCUCCUAGGUCAAACCUUUAGUUUUUCCUAUAAAUAGAGAAAGGGAGUCUGUGUUUGCUCACUCUGUGAUUCAGACAAAUAGAAAGAAUGUCAGGCCCCGCGUGCUGCUCAAACCCUCCAGCCCUUAACCCAGCAAGUGGUUCCGGCCAUGUUGAAAAGCUUGCUGGUCUGGACUCCUAUGUGACUGGCUCUCCUGACUCCAAGCUUGCCGUUCUUCUCAUUGCUGACAUUUUUGGAUAUGAAGCUCCACUCUUGAGGAAGCUCGCAGACAAAGUUGCAGCUGCUGGGUUCUUUGUUGUGGUACCUGACUUCUUUUAUGGAGAUGCUUUUCCUGGUGAUGCUGGACCAGUUGGAAACUCUUCUGCUCUACCUAUUUGGUUAAAGACACAUUUACCGAUCAAGGCAUCUGAAGCUGCAAAACCAUUACUUGAAGCUUUAAAGAGUAAAGGUGUUUCUGCAAUUGGGGCUGUAGGCUUCUGUUGGGGAGCCAAGGCUGCGGUUGAACUUGCAAAGUAUGAUGAUCUUCUCCAUGCUGCUGUCUUGUGCCAUCCUUCAUUCGUCACUGUGGACGAUUUCAAGGCGGUUAAGGUUCCCAUUUCUGUACUUGGAGCUGAGAUUGAUCCGAUUUCGCCACCUGACGUCGUGAAACAAUUUGAAGAGGUUUUAACUGCAAGACCUGAGAUCAAAAGCCAUGUGAAGAUAUUCCCAAAAGUGCAACAUGGGUGGACCGUGAGGUACAACGCUGAAGAUGAGGCCGCUGUUAAGUGUGCUGAGGAGGCUCAUCAAGACAUACUGGAUUGGUUCUUUAGCCAUGUCAAAUGAAUCGUAUCAUCACUCAAGUUCUGUUUUAUUGUCACUUAUGAUGGGGAUGGGAUCAAUAUCUGUACCUUAUCUUAUCGAAUGCUUUUUGUUUUAUGAUGAUUCAAUAAUGGAUGUAGUACUGCUCAGACUGGUAUGUAAAUCUUUAUAUGUACCAAUAUAUGUGUGUACAUUGCUUAUGUAAAGGUUUACAGUGAGUAUUGAAUGAAGCUUGUAAAACUCCUAGCACUGAUGUUUCCUGA
Molecule: messenger RNA, 2473 nt
Organism: Rosa rugosa (rugosa rose)
Lineage: Eukaryota; Viridiplantae; Streptophyta; Magnoliopsida; Rosales; Rosaceae
Product: endo-1,3;1,4-beta-D-glucanase-like
Exons: 8
Coding region: 1500-2234 (244 amino acids)
Molecular function (GO): hydrolase activity
Source: RefSeq, a predicted model, not a curated record